Messenger RNA from Aureobasidium subglaciale EXF-2481, 1418 nucleotides. RefSeq lists its product as uncharacterized. Gene Ontology annotation, cellular component: proteasome regulatory particle; nucleus; cytosol. Lineage: Eukaryota; Fungi; Ascomycota; Dothideomycetes; Dothideales; Saccotheciaceae. The record is from RefSeq and is a predicted model, not a curated record. Gene Ontology annotation, biological process: proteasome-mediated ubiquitin-dependent protein catabolic process. The transcript has 2 exons. The coding region runs from base 113 to 937 and encodes 274 amino acids.
UUGCGACCAUCAUCGAGAAACAUUCCAUCUUCUGCGACCAUUUCCAUCACCGACUCUCGCCCACGUGCACACAUCACCUCUUCGAACACUAGGCGACCAAACUCACAUCAACAUGUCAGAGAGCGACGUCAAGAAGACAAUCCAGCAGCUUCACUCGCUGUCGGAGAGCAACCUCAGCAACGCAACCUCCCUGUUGUCACAAGCAAAAAUCCAGCUGCUCAAGCUACACGCCCUCAUACCAAACCAGAAGACCUCCCAUCAGCACCUCGCUCUCGCCCGCGAGGUCCUCGAGAUCGGUGCCUUCGUCUCGAUUCGCCAAAGGGAUCCCGAGUCCUUCACACGCUACUUCCAACAACUCCAGCCAUUCUACUCAUUACCUCAUGAACGAUGGGGCUCCCACGACAAGCACGGCAACCAGAGCAAGAUCACCGGUCUCUACCUACUACUCCUGCUGAGUCAGGGAGAUUACGCCGGCUUCCACACUGUUAUUGAGGGCCUCGAGAUGGCGUUCGGUGGAAGAAAGCGCUUGGACGAUGACGCAUUCAUCCAAUAUCCUAUGAGACUGGAGCAGGCUUUGAUGGAGGGCAGCUACGAUCGUGUUUGGGGCGAGACUAAGAAGGAGAGAGUGCCCAGCCCGGAGUUCGCUGUCUUCUCAGAGGUCCUUGUCAACACAAUCCGCUCCGAAAUCGCAUCGUGCAGCGAGCGCGCAUACCCUUCCCUGCCCAUCUCCAACGCAAAGAACCUCCUAUACCUGGACUCUGAAGGCGCUGUCAUUCAGUUCGCUCAGUCGCGUGGCUGGGUUGCCAAGGAGGGUCGCAUCUACUUCCCUGCUCAGCAAGAAGAGUUGGCACAGGGCGAGAAGGACAUUCUCUCAACAAGCGACAAGGUCAUCGAGAACACACUUGAAUACGCCAGAAAGCUCGAGACCAUUGUCUAAGCCACGUGCGCUACCCUUUGCGUCUUGUAAUCUAGAAAUAACCUAGCAUGGCUUGUAGCGGAUGUUGGGCAAGAGAACUCACAUCUGGUCUUCAAGGCCCUUAUACUUCACUUCAAUCAAGGCUUCCUAGAUUUCUGAAUGAAGCCACGAUAUCACUCUUCAAUACUCGAUAGUCUUCUGCUACUAGGGUUCAUUCUUUUCGUGACCCCUGGGCAUCACACAAACCCUGCAAGAGUUCUUGAGCCUCUUGCCUAGGAAUGCAAUGUACAGCACGCCUCACCUUCCAGUGCUCAAACAGUCAUGGAAGUUUAGAUAGCAUAUGGAAAUAUUUACCGUAAUAAGUCAAAGCAGAUCGACCCUGUCGUUAUGCUGGCGUAGUGUUGUGUCAUGUUUAAUCGCGACAACGGCACGAGCACCCUGUAUGCACGGCUCGGGUCUGACAAACAGGUGAUAUCAGCUUGUCCAUCGUGUUGGUAACCCC